Molecule: messenger RNA, 3704 nt
Organism: Rhinolophus ferrumequinum (greater horseshoe bat)
Lineage: Eukaryota; Metazoa; Chordata; Mammalia; Chiroptera; Rhinolophidae
Gene: ZNF112
Product: zinc finger protein 112
Exons: 5
Coding region: 122-2848 (908 amino acids)
Biological process (GO): regulation of transcription by RNA polymerase II; central nervous system development
Cellular component (GO): nucleus
Molecular function (GO): DNA-binding transcription factor activity, RNA polymerase II-specific; RNA polymerase II cis-regulatory region sequence-specific DNA binding
Source: RefSeq, a predicted model, not a curated record
UUUCUGGGAAGCGUAGUCCAGGAGGUCUCUGUAGGCAGAGUCACUUCCGCCCCAGGUACUCGAAGCCGCGGCCUGCAUUCCUCUCGGAAAGGUCCCUGCCUUUCCCUAGGAAAAGGAGAAAAUGACCAAGUUCCAGGAGGCGGUGACGUUCAGGGACGUGGCUGUGGUCUUCACGGAGGAGGAGCUGGGGCUGCUGGACUCCACCCAGAGGAAGCUGUACCGAGACGUGAUGCUGGAGAACUUCAGGAACCUGUUGUCAGUGGGGAAUCAGCCCUUCAAACCAGACCUUAUAUCCCAGCUAGAGAGAGAAGAAAAGACGGAGAAAAGACUUUUGACGACGGAGACAGAAACCCAGAGAGAUGGGUGUUCAGGAACCAAGAAUCAACAUAAUACGGAGAGGACUCAAGAAGUGGGAUUGAACUACCCUUCCCCCGAAGAGCUUUCCUCCUGGCAGACCUGUCAACAAGGCACGUUAACCAGGUGUCAAGAUUCCAUGAAAAAUUUUCAAGGGAAUACUAUUUCUAAGUUGCAAAAACAAGGUGAUUCCCCAAGCCAGGUUUGGACAGGAAUACCAAUUCAGAUUUCUGAAGAUGGGAACUAUAUAUUGACUCACAUGAGGGAUGGUUCCAGUUACACAAAAAAUCAAGAAUUUUCACCUUGGCGAGCCCAGAAUUCUUGGAGGAAAAUGUAUCUGAUAGAGUCACAUAAUCAUCAGUGUAGAUGUCAGCAAAUUUCCAUGAAAAAUAAUUUCUGUAAGUGCGACAGUGUCAGUUGGAGCUUACAUCACAAUCAUAAUCUGGGAAUACACAAAACAGAAAAAAACUACAGCUGCCAUGACUGUGGAGAAGACAUCAUAAAGAUUUCAUUGCUUAAUGAAGACUUAAUGCAAAGAGGGCAAAAGCCCUACCCCUGUAAUAAGUUCAGAAAAGCCUUCAGUGAUGACUUUAGCUCUGAAGUUUAUCAGCAGUUGCACUUAGAAGCGGAGCCCCGUACAUACAGUCCGCUUGGAAAGGACUGUAGUUACAAUUCAGUUCAAAUUCAUCAAAGUGCUCAUGGGGGAGAGGAUUGUGUUUUGGAGAGUUCACAUCUGCAGUCUCAUCAGAGAGGACGUACAGAGGAGGAGCCAUGUAAAUGUGAGCACGGUGAGAACUUUCAUCGGUGCUCCUCUCGCCACACUUACGAACUUAUUCACACAGGAGAGAUGCCCUAUAGAUGCAGCAUAUAUGAGAAAGCCUUAGAUCUUAAUAGUAUUUUUAGGGUUUGUCCUGGGGAGGAACCCCAUGAAUAUGAGGAGAAUAGGAAUGUCUUUAACCCGAGUUCUUGUCUUCAAGUCCAUCAGAAAAUCCACACAAAAGAGAAACUAUACACAGAUGUGGAGUGUGAGAAGGGUUUCAGCUGCAGCUCAAAUCUUAACGGUCAGCAUAGAGUUCACAUGGGAGAGAUUCCCUAUAAUUCUGAGGACGGUGGUAAUGGCUUCCGUCUGGCCUCACACUUUCAGAACCUUCCGAUAGUCCACACUAGGGAACAACCAUAUAAACAUGUAUGUGGUGACAGCUUCAACCAAAAUUCAUACCUUCAAGGCCAUCAGAAAAUGCGCAUGGGAGAGAAACCUUAUAAGGAGUGUGGGAAUGGCUUCAAUUGGAGUUCAAAACUUAAAGAUCAUCAGAGAGUCCACACAGAAGAGAAGCGGUACAAAUGCAAUGCUUGUGGUAAAGGCUUCAGUCAUAGGUCAGUUCUUAAUGUCCAUCAGAGAGUGCACACAGGAGAGAAGCCUUACAAAUGUGAGGAGUGUGAUAAAGGAUUCAGUCGGAGCUCAUACCUUCAAGCCCACCAGAGAGUCCACACUGGAGAAAAACCGUACAAAUGUGAGGAGUGUGGGAAGGGAUUCAGUCGCAAUUCAUACCUCCAGGGCCAUCAGAGAGUUCACACUGGAGAGAAACCAUACAAGUGUGAGGAGUGUGGGAAGGGCUUCAGUCGGAGUUCACACCUUCAAGGCCAUCAGAGAGUCCACACGGGAGAGAAACCAUUCAAAUGUGAGGCGUGUGGGAAGGGAUUCAGUUGGAGCUUUAACCUUCAAAUUCAUCAGAGGGUUCACACAGGAGAGAAACCCUAUAAAUGUGGAGAAUGUGGGAAGGGCUUCAGUAAGGCAUCAACUCUUCUGGCCCAUCAGAGAGUUCACACGGGAGAGAAGCCAUACCAAUGUGAUGAAUGCGGUAAGAGCUUCAGUCAGAGAUCGUACCUUCAAAGCCAUCAGAGUGUCCACACUGGAGAGAGACCAUACAUCUGUGAGGUAUGUGGGAAGGGCUUCAGUCAGAGAGCAUAUCUUCAAGGUCAUCAGAGGGUCCACACUAGAGUGAAACCAUAUCAAUGUGAGAUGUGUGGGAAGGGCUUUAGUCAGAGUUCACGCCUUGAAGCACAUCGGAGGGUCCACACAGGAGGGAAACCGUACAAAUGUGAGGUGUGCACAAAGGGCUUCAGUGAGAGUUCACGCCUUCAAGCACAUCAGCGGGUCCACACAGAAGGGAGGCCCUAUAAAUGCGAACAAUGUGGUAAGGGCUUCAGUGGGUUUUCAAGUCUCCAGGCCCAUCACAGAGUCCAUACUGGGGAAAAACCAUAUAAAUGUGAGGUUUGUGGAAAGGGCUUCAGUCAGAGAUCAAACCUUCAGGCUCAUCAGAGAGUCCACACAGGAGAGAAACCAUACAAAUGUGAUGCAUGUGGUAAGGGUUUCCGUUGGAGCUCAGGUCUUCUGAUUCAUCAAAGAGUCCACAGUGGUGAUAAAUUCUAUAAAAAUGAGUAUGGUAAGGACUAUCUUUCAUCAGAGAGUCCAUACAGAAAUGAAGUUCUGUAAUAUAGUGUUCUCUUUUGUUUUUGUUUUGUUUUGAAGUCCUCAAAUGGGAGCUGAAUUUUUCCAUUCACUGGAAUUCUUAUAGUAGAAAAAGAAUUUCCUCAAUGAAAAUGUAACAUUUCUACCCAACCUCAACAUUACAGUAGUCAGGAGACCACACAGCAGAGACAUCUUAACGAGAGGCAUUCCAUAAGGGAUUUUUGUCAGAACUGUAACAUCAGUCAUUGCACAUGACUUGAACUAAUUGGACUAAGGCUUAUAAAAAAAUAAAGAGUAUGGUCAGAAAUUUAACAAAAGUACAGUGAUGGGCUUGCCUAAAUCCAUGUCCUCUAGAAUGUAAGCUUAAUGAGAGAAGGCGCUUCAUUCAUUGCUAAGUUUAUAAAUCUAUGACAUUGCAUAACUCAAUGUCGGUGCUCAGUACUUUUUGCUAAGUGACUGUAAGUGUGUAAAGGUAUCAUGUUUGAAAUUUGUGUUGAGCUCACCCCCCCCAAAAAAAAAUACCAUUAAAAAUGUAUUUGGAAGAGGAAUCCUACAAGUAACCGUUAAUAUAAUCAUUUCAAGUAGAUAAAUAUUUGAAAUAUAGAACAUCAAGCAAUAUUGCAAUCUGAAAUUACAUGAAUUUGGUUGUAACCUUGUUGGGAUUGGUUUCUAUCCUUUGUCUCAUCUUAAGCAGGGAUGAACUGAAUUUCUUAUUAUUUGGUCUCUUUCUGUAUACAGUUUAAGUUUAGGUGUGUGUGUGUGUGUGUGUGUGUGUGUGUGUGUGCACUUGAAAUGACAGUGCAAACUGAUAAGCAAUGUUUCUGGUUAACCUUUGCAAAAAUGGAACACUGCAUUUUACAUUACAUAGUUGAAUUUUUAC